Saccostrea cuccullata (small rock oyster) is the source of this 2101-nucleotide messenger RNA. RefSeq names its product spermatogenesis-defective protein 39 homolog. The transcript has 19 exons. Gene Ontology annotation, cellular component: cytoplasm. The record is from RefSeq and is a predicted model, not a curated record. Gene Ontology annotation, biological process: intracellular protein transport; vacuolar transport. Lineage: Eukaryota; Metazoa; Mollusca; Bivalvia; Ostreida; Ostreidae. The coding region runs from base 8 to 1606 and encodes 532 amino acids.
AUCCGUGAUGGCAGCAUUAAAUAGAAGACGGGAAUCACAAGAUGAUGAAGAUUACUGGAUGAAAUCAACAGUCAAUAAAAAUAAAAGCAAGUUCAACAUUUUUGACGAUGAUGUAACCGUAGAAACAGCCGAGGACCUGGCCAAAUCUAAGAAACUCUUGUCUCAGUUUGAUGAGGAGGAUGUGGAUACAGUUAACUGGGACGACACUCCCGUGCCCAAGUCAAUAACAUCCUCAGCUAUUAGUGACACCGCCUCCUCCCUCCCUAAAUCCUCCUACUCUACUGUGCCCAGCACCGGGAAUGUCCCGCCUUAUAUGACACAUUCCAGGUCACACAGUGAAAGCUUUGGUGUGUCAGCUCGAGUGUCCUUCACCCCUCCCACACAGGAUCUCUCGGUUCCUGCGGUACAGUACAGUAAAUCUCAGGAGAAACUCCACACCCUCGCCUCUCCCGCCAGUAACGUCAGUAUAGAGGAAGCAAUAUCUGGUUACAAAUCUACAAACUCUAGCUCCAGAAACCAGGAAGAAGAAAUUCAGUACCUGAAGAGGGCUCUAAGGAAAGCUAAAGAACUUAAAUUUUCACCAGAAGAAACCAUUAGGAAGAUGGUACUAGGAGAGCCAUAUAGUUUGGAAAUAUUUCGUUCUAAAGAAGAAAAGCUACAGCUUCUAGACAAGGCAAUACAAGUACAUGAUGGAAAUGCUAUAACUGCUGUGGUUUUAUUCCUGAAACAAACCAUCAAACCCUCUCUAUUUAAUCUUGAGCUACAGAGGCGACCUGUAGCUGUCAAUCAUUAUCUCAGCUAUCUCAGGGCCCACUAUGACUUCAAAGAACUCGGGGAUGUCCUUGGGAUGCUGAACAGAACAGAAGAGGCUGCCAUUUUGAAGUACAAGCAAGCUGUGGGUGCAUCUGAUGUGAGAGGAAAGAUUACUGCAUUGAGAGGAUGCUUAAAAGCUCAUUUCCUUCAUGAUGCUGAUUUGUCCCACGAGGCUAAUUUAGUAGAGCAGCAUGCCUCCCUGCUGGAGAGACAAAGGCCAAUAGAGGAUGCUGACAGUAAAGCAGAGGCCCAGGGGAGUCCUGUAUUUAAGCAGCACCCACGUAAAGUCAGCAUCCUCAACAUGCCCCUGAUAACAACUCUGUAUUACUGCUGUUUCUACCAUGGCAGAGAUGCUGAGAAUCUGUUGACAUCACCUUUAGCUAUAAAGAAGCAGCAUCAGUUAUCAGACAAACAGUACAUAUGGACUGCACUGCUGGCAAGGUCAAGGUUAAAGCACUGGACAGGCAUCGAGGAACUCCUUACAGCCAAGGGCUGGUUUGGUAGCACAAAAAAUGUCUCAGUGAUUGGUUUCGACAAAGUUUGUGAAAUCUUACACAAGACGUCAGCUCCAGAAGAUAUAUUGUCCAAGUAUCUGAGGAUGAUAGAUGGCUCUGAGAAACGAUUCAAUCUGGCCAGGAAAUACAAAUGUCAUGAGGUGGUGGUGGAGACUUUGGUCAAUCUACGAGAUCGAGCUGAACUUCAAACCUAUGCUAGUAAAUUACCACCAGGUUCCCAAGGAGUGAAAAUGGCUCAGGAUGCUCUUAGAUCCUCAACUAUCAAGUGGAAAACAUGAAGAGACAGGAUGAUGAUGUCUACUACUGCAACUGUGAUAUUUGUUCAUGAGAGAAGACAGUUUAUAUAACAUAGAUACAUGAAUUGCUAGAUUUGAUCUAGUGGUCAACCUUUUGGCACCAGUUGACAAACAGUACAAAUCUUAAUUGGUAAUGUAACCUUUACAAGGUCUGAAGGAGGAAUAGAAUGUACACCAUUUCUACAAUAUCUUGUCAAAGGAGUUGAAUGUUAACAAAUGGAGAUACUUGAAUGUUAACAAAUGGAGAUACAAGUAGAGAUGAUCAAAAUUAAAAAGCGAUGUUUUAAUGUUAAGUCUAACAAUAUUGCGGACUUAAUUUUUUUUUGUUACCUAUAUCAGAGUCAACAGUACAUAACUUUUUUCUGGAUGGUAUUUAAUCUAUAAAUAUGGUUUACAGUACAUGUAUUUGAAAAUCAUAUUUUCAUAAAAUGUUUACUGUUACUACUAUAAAUGUAUUUUUACAAUGAUGUGUAUUCU